Messenger RNA from Thrips palmi, 2764 nucleotides. RefSeq names its product zinc finger protein 382-like. Bases 484 to 2502 code for a protein of 672 amino acids. The record is from RefSeq and is a predicted model, not a curated record. Lineage: Eukaryota; Metazoa; Arthropoda; Insecta; Thysanoptera; Thripidae. Gene Ontology annotation, cellular component: nucleus. The transcript has 2 exons. Gene Ontology annotation, biological process: central nervous system development; regulation of transcription by RNA polymerase II. Gene Ontology annotation, molecular function: DNA-binding transcription factor activity, RNA polymerase II-specific; RNA polymerase II cis-regulatory region sequence-specific DNA binding.
GUAGAGUAGAGUGCAACUGCGUGGUGAUUAUUCGCAGGGCGUGUUAUCACUACUAUGUUUUCAUGUUAUGGCGAUAAAUGCCGUUGUGGAAUUUGUGAGGUUUUGUCAGUUUCCUCUCAAUUUAAUGUUACCCCGUUCCUCUUUUUUGUGAACUAAAGUUUAUGUGGUUGAGUCCAAUGAUUCUAACUGCUUGUCAAGUGAUAUUUUCUUCAGGAUAGGAACUUCAUUUAUACCCCUGAUUUGGUUAAGGAACACAGUUGGCAUUUCAGGUUAUUUUCUCAUCCAUUCUGGCACAUAGGACCUAGUAAGUGGCUAGUCUUUGCGUGUCUGCUAUCUCAUACCUUCUUAUCAUGAGAUUAUCAAAGAUAUGACCUGCGCCUCCCUCUGAUCUUACCACAAAGAGAGUCGGAGUUAUUGUGUUAAUGAAGACGUUUUGAUUUACGGAGAGCUGCGUUACGCUCAUUCUCAAAUUUGUAAGAAAGAAUGCCGAAGACAUCUUUAAACAGUCACCAGGAAAAGGUAGAUGGGUACAAAUGUGAAAUCUGUUCACUAACAUUACCUCGCCUACAUUCACUUCGCGUUCAUCUUAGAGAUGUCCACCAAGAAAAUGCGUUUCAAUGUGAAACGUGUGAAGAAAGGCUCCCAUCACGCUCUUUGCUGAAGUCACAUGCCAAGAAACAUCUAAUGGGAAAUAUUAAAGGAGAUACAUCUCUUUCUAAUGUGCAUGCUAGUCUUAAAAAUCUACACCCACCAAAACGAAAACGUAUAAAUGUGAAACCUGUCAAGAAUGUGCUGCAGUCUCGCCAAAAAUGUAUAUUAAAGGAUCUGAGCAGUGUGCAACGCAGCUGCAAGGCCAAGAAAUUUGUUGACGGUGUAACAAAUGUUUCUAAUAUGACACCAGAAUGCAUGGUUUCUGAAACUGAUCCGUUAGAAAGUCAAGAAUGUCAUGAUAACAAUGCACCUUUUGUUUUGAGUGACCCCACUGCUGCAAAAGAUAUGAUCUCGGAUAUGAUAUGCAUCCCCAAAGAGUACCUUUUGAUGGAGUUUAAACAGGAGGGAGACUCUUAUGAUGCACCCAAUACCCCUGGUAUAAUUGUCUCAAAUAGUGAUGACAUUUCAGUUAACACUUCCCAUGUUCCCCCUGUAUCAGGUGAUGAGCAAAAUAUGACAGAAAUGAUAGAAGUCUUGAAAGUUGAUGUAAACAAUGAAACAGUGGAUGAAAGUAGUCGUACAGAACUAAAUGAAGAUGUCGAAGUCAUUGGAAGUGACAAUAGUAUGAAACAAGAACUACCUAAUAAUGAUUCAGAACCUGUUCCUAGUUGUUUGCUAGCCUGUUCUCUCUGUAACGAAACUUUUUCAGAUGAAAUUUCACUUGCAACACAUGAAUCUUUGCAUGACAGGCUAUCUUCAAGUGAUGGAGAUGGACACGAGAGUGAUAAUGAACAGGAUUCAAACUUGGGUAUGCAAAGCCAUGACUACCUCUCAAAGUUGAAGGGUACAGGAGAAUUUACUUGUGAUAAAUGCCCAAUAUCUUUUCCUCGGCAACAUAUGCUGAAAAUGCAUGCUUUCAAAAUUCAUGGUGAUAAUCCCUUCCAGUGUCUUAUUUGUGAGGAAAGAUGCCCAACUCGACGGUCACUUACCCAGCAUAAACAAGUUCAUGUGGUGGAUGGUGCUUUCAAAUGUGAAACUUGUGGUGUAAGUCAAGCAAAGUAUUCAAACUUUCUACGUCAUUUGAAACUGCAUUCUGGUACAAGAGACUACACUUGUGAAUGGUGUGGUCAGUCAUUCACAACAUCUACAGUGUUAAUACGGCACCGCCGUAGGCAUACUGGAGAGAAACCUUACUCUUGUGAUGUAUGUGGAGAACGUUUUGCAAGGCUGUAUGGUCUGAAAGUUCAUCAAAGCAAGCAUGUAGGAAGAAGUUAUUUUUGUACUGAAGAAAACUGCUCAAAGGGUUUUUAUUCCAAAUCGGCUCUUAACAAUCAUCUGAAGUCACAUCUUCCUGAAAGACCAUAUAAAUGUGUGGCAUGUGGCUGUGGCUUUUACAUGAGUUCACAUUACAAGGACCAUCUAAGAAAACAUACUGGUGAAAAACCAUUUGUGUGUGAAGUAUGUCGUAAAUCAUUUGCCCGAAAAGCAGAGCUAGUUGUGCACGUUCGUGUUCAUACUGGUGAACGACCCUAUGUUUGCAGCGAUUGUGAUAAGGCGUUUAGCUCUCUCACUGCAUUGAAGCACCAUUCACUAACCCAUACUAGAAGCAGAGAAAAUAAAUGUAAUGAAUGUGGGAGGGUUUUCAAAAAUAAAGGUGCCCUUAAGAGACAUGUUAAAUGUACACAUAAUUCCAACAGUUCUGAUGAAAGUGGUGAUUCAUUCUCUUUAUACUUAAGUGAUGAGGAAGAGGAAAAUAAUGUUGACUCUCCUGAAAGUCUUACAGAGGGUGGAGAACCUGAAAACCAUGAUAAAUGUGUGGACAGUGAGAAAGGUGAAGUUGACAAGGUCUAGAAUUUUAAUGAAUAGAUAUGAUAAUAAUGAUUUGUAAGGGUGGUGCACAGGUAUCACAUUGUAACUGAGGAGUGUAUAGUAUUUCUGCCCCACCUAAUAUUUUGAAUCAGCUUCUUGCUGUUUCAAAUUUUUGUGAUAAAACUAGCUUGCAGUACAAGAAAUUAUUUUAGGUCAGUAUCAUUCAUUUUAUUUGCAAAAUUUGUACAAAGUAUAUAUUAAUGUAAUGGUAUUUUCAUCUCAAUAAAGCAUAUACAAACAAAUA